GAAAUUCGUACUCGUACCUGAGUCGCCUUUCUCUGAGGUCAUGCAAUGGUGUGAAUAAGAGGAGGAACUACAACAACAAACGCUUCCACAUCACCUCUAAGACAACCAAAGUGGUUCUUUUCCGCUCGUAGCAGCUUUUCAUCGUUGAGGAAAGACAUAGCACCCAGUAGAAUCAACAAAAAUGGCUACCAAUACCGAAGCUCCCAGCUUCUACGAAGACGUGGAGAAUUUGAAGAAGUUGUGCAAUUUUCUUCAUACUUCAGAAGGCCCGCGUGUGAGGGAGGCAUUGUUGAUGGAGAAACGGGUUACAUACUUGAAAGGUGGGUCAGGAAACGAUAGUCUCUGGCAUACUAGUCAAUAAGUUAUUAGCAUUAUGGAAGUGAACGAUUGGUCGGGCUUGCCAGCUAAUCUUUUUGGAAAAAUGCGCUGACCUUAAAUUUUGUGUGCUCUCUUUUGAUUCUUGAUGGCAUGCAAUCCGAAACGGCAGGAGAAAAACUUGUAAACUUUCUAGCAGAACCAAAGAGGGGGACAAAGUGGCCAAAGGACUUGCCUCGUUUUGAAAGCAGACAAGAUGCUAUUGCUGUUUGCAAAGAAUUAUGCAAACUACAGUUCAUUUUGAGAUGCGACAAGCAAGGAAAGGGUGAACUUUCCAUGGUGCGAAAUCGGGAGUUCGAUGAAUCUGGAUACUUCGCCUGGAUCUACGAAGGAAACAAAACAAUGAGCCAUUUCAUGACGGCUGCGUUGGUUAUCGGAUUCUUUUGCUGCGUCUGCUUCCAGAUCUGGCCUACAUUUUUGAAGGUCUUCGUAUGGUACAUGUCUGUGACUCUCUUGCUCUUCAUUUUCUUCCUCAUUUCCGCCAGAGCUUUCAUUUUCUUGUGUGUCUGGAUAAUUGGUUACGACCUUUGGAUUUGGCCGAAUCUAUUUGACGAACAGCUGGGUUUCUGGGACUCUUUCAAGCCCUUCAUAUCGUUCAAACCGACAGGACCUGGUCAACUUCUCUAUAGGCUUGGUGUAGGAGUAGGAUUCUUUUCUUUCUGCUACUGGGCAAUCACGCAACCUUCGGAAUUCGAUGGAUUUGUGGCUGCUCAAGGAGACUUUUUGAAAGACCUUUAUGAGGGAAAUCUGCUGUCUGAUAUGUCACAGGAAGACAAAGAGAAUAUUGACAAACCGAAAAUGCAGUCGCUCGAAGAUUUAUUGAAGGAUUUAGAUGCUAGCGAAGAAGAAGGCAACCUGAAAAUGGAAGAGCUCAGCGAAGAAGAAAAGCUAGACUCCAUGUUUGACACUUUGAUGGACGAAGAAGAAGACAUCGAUGAGGACGAAGAGUAAAAUGAAACAACUAGUAAUCCAUCUCUGUUGAUUUAUUAUUAGACAAUGUCGUUUUUUAUUAUACGCCAAGAUAGUACUCAAUGUUGGUUCGAAUAGCGGCUUUAUGUGGUGUAUUCAGCUGAAAUCCCCUUCUAAAAACGAGCGAAUAGGAGCUGAUGAGUACAUUUCGAAUUAAUUUACUACAAUCAA
Messenger RNA from Pseudo-nitzschia multistriata, 1515 nucleotides. The record is from the annotation of a GenBank genome assembly. Lineage: Eukaryota; Bacillariophyta; Bacillariophyceae; Bacillariales; Bacillariaceae.